Leptonychotes weddellii (Weddell seal) is the source of this 9858-nucleotide messenger RNA. The record is from RefSeq and is a predicted model, not a curated record. NCBI's taxonomy places the organism in Eukaryota, Metazoa, Chordata, Mammalia, Carnivora, Phocidae.
CGAGCACUCGGUGUCUGGCCCUCCGCGUGGCCCGGACUCAGACCUCUUCGGGUGUCCGCGGUGCCGGGGAGGGCGCUGGGUGCCCACCCGGCGAAUGGCCGCCUGAGCCGGGGAAGAUGCUUCAUCUGCCCCUGCCCAGGUCGGGAAGGACGGUGAAUUUCCCCCGCAGCUGGGAUGAGAGCAGCUCCAUCAGCAGUGGGCUCAGUGAUGCCUCGGACAACCUCAGCUCAGAAGAGUUCAAUGCCAGUUCCUCCCUCAACUCCCUCCCAACGACUCCCACUGCUUCUCGCAGGAACUCCACAGUAGCGCUCCGCACAGACUCAGAGAAGCGCUCACUGGCCGAAAGUGGGCUGAGCUGGUUUAGUGAAUCAGAGGAGAAGGCCCCCAAAAAACUGGAGUACGACAGCGGUAGCCUGAAGAUGGAACCCGGGACUUCGAAGUGGCGGAGAGAACGGCCCGAGAGCUGUGAUGAUUCAUCCAAGGCUGGAGAACUGAAAAAGCCUGUGAGCCUGGGACACCCCGGUUCCCUGAAGAAGGGCAAGACCCCGCCAGUGGCUGUCACUUCCCCCAUCACUCACACCGCCCAGAGCGCCCUCAAAGUCGCAGGCAAACCUGAAGGCAAGGCCGCCGACAAGGGUAAACUUGCUGUGAAGAACACGGGGCUGCAGCGCUCCUCUUCGGACGCCGGCCGGGACCGCCUGAGCGACGCUAAGAAGCCUCCGUCCGGCAUCGCUCGCCCCUCCGCUUCGGGGUCUUUCGGCUACAAGAAGCCGCCGCCCACCACGGGCACAGCCACCGUCAUGCAGACGGGUGGUUCAGCCACUCUCAGCAAGAUCCAGAAGUCCUCAGGCAUCCCCGUCAAGCCUGUGAACGGACGUAAGACUAGCCUGGAUGUGUCCAACAGUGCGGAGCCCGGAUUCCUGGCUCCCGGUGCCCGUUCCAACAUCCAGUACCGAAGCCUGCCCCGGCCAGCCAAGUCGAGCUCUAUGAGCGUGACCGGCGGCCGGGGCGGACCUCGCCCUGUUAGCAGCAGUAUUGACCCCAGCCUCCUCAGCACGAAGCAGGGCGGCCUUACCCCCUCCCGACUAAAGGAACCUUCCAAGGUGGCCAGCGGGCGGACCACUCCAGCCCCUGUCAAUCAGACGGAUCGGGAAAAGGAGAAAGCCAAAGCCAAGGCAGUGGCCUUGGACUCGGACAACAUCUCCCUGAAGAGCAUUGGCUCCCCAGAGAGUACUCCUAAGAACCAAGCCAGCCACCCCCCAGCCACCAAGUUGGCGGAGCUGCCACCAACCCCUCUCAGGGCCACAGCUAAGAGCUUUGUCAAGCCACCCUCACUAGCCAACCUAGACAAGGUCAACUCCAACAGUCUGGAUCUGCCAUCAUCGAGUGAUGCCCACGCUUCCAAGGUCCCAGAUCUGCAUCCCACAAGCUCAGCAAGCGGGAGCCCUCUUCCUUCUUGCUUCACCCCCAGUCCAGCACCCAUUCUCAAUAUUAACUCAGCCAGCUUCUCCCAGGGCCUGGAGCUAAUGAGUGGUUUCAGUGUCCCCAAAGAGACCCGCAUGUACCCCAAACUCUCAGGCCUGCACAGGAGCAUGGAGUCCCUCCAGAUGCCAAUGAGCCUGCCCAGUGCCUUCCCCAGCAGUACUCCUGGCCCCACUCCACCUGCCCCCACCGCUGCACCCCCAGAGGAAGAGACAGAAGAGCUGGCCUGGAGCGGAAGCCCCAGAACUGGGCAAUUGGACAGUAAUCAGCGGGAUCGGAACACUCUUCCCAAGAAAGGGCUCAGGUACCAGCUUCAGUCCCAGGAGGAGACCAAGGAGAGGCGACACUCUCAUACCAUUGGUGGGCUGCCCGAAUCCGACGACCAGUCAGAGCUGCCUUCCCCCCCUGCACUCUCCAUGUCCUUGAGCGCAAAGGGCCAGCUUACCAACAUAGUGAGUCCCACUGCGGCCACCACGCCAAGAAUCACCCGCUCCAACAGCAUCCCCACCCACGAGGCGGCCUUCGAGCUGUACAGCGGCUCCCAAAUGGGGAGCACCCUGUCCCUGGCCGAGAGACCCAAGGGGAUGAUUCGGUCAGGAUCCUUCCGAGACCCCACGGACGAUGUUCAUGGCUCAGUGCUGUCCCUGGCCUCCAGUGCCUCCUCCACUUACUCCUCAGCUGAGGAGAGGAUGCAAUCUGAGCAAAUCCGGAAGCUUCGUAGGGAACUGGAAUCAUCCCAGGAAAAAGUGGCCACCCUGACGUCUCAACUUUCUGCCAAUGCUAAUCUAGUGGCAGCUUUCGAGCAGAGCCUGGUGAAUAUGACAUCCCGCCUCCGGCACCUGGCAGAGACAGCAGAGGAGAAGGACACUGAGCUGCUGGAUUUACGAGAAACUAUAGACUUCCUGAAGAAAAAGAACUCGGAAGCACAGGCCGUCAUUCAGGGAGCCCUUAAUGCCUCAGAAACCACCCCCAAAGGUAAGACAUCUGACCAUAGAUUGAAGGAGAACAGGAAUGGGGUUACUGGAGAUCUUUAUCUGUGCCUACAAUGUGCCAAGUCCCAUACCAGAUUUUUAGAAUGUGAGGGCACUUUGAUGCCCUUCAGUAUGAUGCUCUGGAGUGGUCAGGGCCAGGGGCAUGACCCUGCCAUCUCUGGGGAUGAGGGAGAAUUCAUCACUUGUAACACAUGCACCCCUCUGGUGGGGGAUGCUGAUAGUGGGGGAGACUAUGCAUUUUCAACUCAUGGGGAUCAGAGUCUCAAGGCUUCCCAUUGGAGGAAAUGCGUAUGGCCAUCAGGAGACUGCAUGUGCAAGCCUCCAUCUGUAGAUCCCUCUGCCAGUAACUGCAUUUCCCCUUCUAUCCAGGUCCAUGGACAGAAAGCCGCUUGGGAGGACCCAGUGGAGUGGGUCCGGGACACUCUUCCCUGGCCAUCAGCCCAACAAGACCAGUCGAAGCUAUACCACCUGCCCCCUCCCACCGUGGGCCCUCAUAGCAUUGCCUCACCUCCCGAGGAUAGGACAGUCAAAGAUAGCACCCCGAGUUCUUUGGACUCAGACCCCCUGAUGGCCAUGCUGCUGAAACUUCAGGAAGCUGCCAAUUACAUUGAGUCUCCAGAUCGAGAAACCAUCCUGGACCCCAACCUCCAGGCCACGCUUUGAGGGUCCAGCAGUCACUGUCACCCCGGACAGCAGAAUGCUGGCAUCAGCGACGUUCUCUCCUCCUCUCCCCUCUCUUCUUCCAGAGGACUGGCUCUCUGGCCCAAGAGAACAGGAGGGGGAGGAGGAGGUGAAGGAAGAGGGCAGGUUCUUGGUGCUGCACCUUGAGAACUUCCUAGUAAGGACUGGUGGGGUGGAGUUUGGAAACUUGUGUCCCCUAGAUAUAUUUACUGGCCUCCUCUCAUGACUUUGGGGAAAAGAUGAUUCUGGGUCUUUUUCCUUGAUUUCGUGUCUCAAUUAUAAACUCCUAGGCUUUCUGGGGAGGGGUUCAGAAGACCUCAGAAAAACCGGCAGCAGUUCCUAACUGAUUCUCACGAAGAGCUCUGGGAGAGACAGCCCUGUGUGGGGAAAUCUGAGGGAGGUGGAAGCUCCCCAGAAUUUCUCGCAGACCCUUCCGAGUUCCGUCACCACUGCCAAUAACUCUUCCCCCAGAGAUCUGGCUGGAGCCCAGAAAAAGAAGCAUGUGGUUUAAAAAAAUGUUUAAAUCAAUCUGUAAAAGAUAUUUUAAAAAAACACAAAAAAAGAAAGGAAAAGAUGACGCUGGAGAGAGAGGAAGAAGUUGCCAAAGGAGAGAACGUGCUGCCCAUCCCUGGAUGACUUAGGGGAUGAAGACAAGAUGGCUGCCUAUCUCGGAAGUCACCAGACCACAACAAUAGCAUUCCAGCCUUCAAAGAAAGACUGUUAGCUCUGUCUUAUACCCUCUAAUUUAACAUGCAUGAGUCAAUAAACCCUACUUUUUUUAUUUUUUAUUUUCGCUUUUUGUUUUCUUUUUUUUCCCCUCCCGUGUGCCUAUUUAUUUUCCUUUUCUUUCUUUUUUUUUUUCCAUUUCCUCUCAUGUCCACAAAAUGCUUGGGUUGCUUUUCCUGGGGCUAGUUUGGCUUUUCCAAGUGGGUUUUCUUCGGAGAAUCUGAUGCCAUCUAAUUGACACUAGCUAGAUGCCUGCCAUGCCACUAUUUUUGGCAUCCUUGGGACUUACAGGAGACCCGAAGCAUUGGCUCAGACAAAAGUAGUAAAAGAACCUUGACUUCCCUUUUGAGAAAGCACACGUUCUGCCUGGGAGCUCAGCUGCCAGCCUCCAGUCUGAGAGUGUAUCACCCCAUGUUGAUAGAAGAUCUACUCUGAGCUCCACGCUGGACUGGAGGAAAACCAGGAAACUGGGAAUAUUCCUUUGUCUUGUGGCCUGUUGGGCCCCCCAUUGCGCUAUUCUGAUGGCGGCCACUCUGCUCAACUGAAUCAAAAAUCCGUAGCUGGCCUUUACUAUUUGUUCUUGACAAGUAAAUAUUCACUUACAGGAGACUGGACAUCCAUAUGAAAUACUCCCAGUCAGAAUAUAAGGUUCAAGGAGUUUGACUUGGUGGCAAAGAUCUGCCUUCUAAAGGGAUCCACCUUCAGUAGAAGUUGCCCCGAAGGCCUGGCAGUCUAUAUGCUUUCACUCAGCAAGGACUUACUGAGUACUUACUGUCUGCCAGUCACCAGGUUUAAAAAAACAAAAAAGGCAAGACUUGAGCUGUUGUGUUCACAAUCUAGUAGGAAAUCUUAACCUCCAUUAAGUGCACAUCCUCUGCUUAUCUAGACCCUCAGGAUCAUCUAAGAAAUGUAGCCAAAACCCAAGGUGCCAGCUAGAAAGAAGCCUUUGAUUAGAUGUCUAAUACAUGGGGGGCAGAAGAUCUGGGAUCCAUUAAGAUGGACCCUGAAGGACUAUGGAGCCUUGCUUAUCUCAAGUGGACAAGUCCUCUACCUGCCAUUUCUGGAAGCCCCUGUGGGAUGAGAUCCAGGCUGAACUGCCUGGCGAGGAUGAAGUUUCAGGGCUCUACAGAUCAAAGACCUGUGAUGAGCCUGGGCCCAAGUGUGCAUUCUUCAGAUUCCUAUGUAGCACAAGACCUUAUCCGAAUCUACAGGCAUACUCACCUGGACUGUUCUUUCCCACCCAGCCAAGGAGUACAUGCAUCUGACUCUUCAUAUCAGAAUCUUUCCAUUUAGGUCCAACAGAUGGUUCAGGUUGCUCCCCAAGAAAGCUUCCGCAUUCAUCUGGUAGCUCCCAGGGAUGACAGGGUCCUCUAUGCUGGAGACUUUUAGUGCUUUUGCUGCUAAGUCCAUGAGCUGUGAAUAUCCCCAACAACUCAGCUGUAAAAUAUGCAAUUCUGUGGUGGGAAGAGGCUGUUUGUUCAAGGAUGGUGCUGAUAUCAUUGCCUUAAGGUCUCUGCUGUGCAGAAUGAGGAGGCCCCAGAGCUGGAUGUUCCAACUUGGAAGGAAGGGAGGACCAGAUGGGCCUUCUUUGGACCAAGGCCUCUUCUGAACCCUGUCCUUAGCUCCAGUCCCAUGGCAAGGCUCAGACUUUUAAUGCCAUCUUGAUCAGGUGGUUGAGCCCUUAACUCUACUUUCUGGUGCUGCCCAGCCAGUGCCUUCUAUCAUGGAUGUUACUGGCUACUUGAGAAAAAGGAAAGGGGAGAACCCCUUCCUCCAUUCCAACUGCCUCAGACCUCCAAAGGGAUUCUUGGCUCCCUGGUAACCAUGGAUACCACCAUGAAUUUUACUUGGAUCCUCAGCAGGUUGAUUCUGGAGGCCUCUCAUGUUACUAAUUUUACUCUCUAUUUCUGGGACCCACCACCCUCUACUCUGAGUUGACUGCUGCAUUUAGCCCAGGUCUCUAGCUGCUUUCCUCCAAAAGUGUGUUCCCAUCUAAUGAGGUGGCACUGCAGCCUCAGCUUUCCCUCUGGAGCCUGGGACCCUGUUUACAGUUGCACACUUGGGCCCCUCAUUGUGGGGAUUUGUUGUCUCACCAAGGAAUCAUGCUUAUGUGGCAACUGCAGAAAGUUGAGCCUCCUCAUGGUGCUAUAACCCCUUGGGGUGCUCAUCCAGACUUCUCUGAAGCAGAAAACCUGAGUUUCCCCCUUACUGCCCUAGAACUAAUGACAAGAGCGAAUCCACAGCAUUCUCUCCUACCUACGCACCUGCUUCUUAGUUGAGACUCUGGGAUCCCUCCGAAAAUGAAAACUGGGUCCCACGGCUAAUUUCUCAGCCCCUGGGCACCUUCAGAAGAACCCAGCCUAUGUAGGACUGGGAUGUGUGCUCUCCCCUUCCUCUCCAGACCCUCAACUCCAUUCCUCACCAAAGUGGGCUAGCAGAUGACAUGGUUCAAUACCCAACAUCAACUUCUGGGGAGAGCCAUGACUCCAGGAGAGGUUCCUCCGCAGACUCCCUCUCAUUUCUGGAUGAAGACGACCACAACACAUUCUGUCCAGUGUAUGUGUUUCUCAAUCCCUGCCUAGGCAUUAAAAAUAAAAUACUAGGUAAUUGGAGGCUAAUACAGGACCUGAUGUCUGUGUGUGUCUCUCUUCCCCCCCCCCCGCCCCCGCCUUCAAGAGCACUUUGCGGUUGCUGUUUCCUAACUUCUGAGGCUUCAGAAUAUUUUCAAAAAAUCUAUGCUUUGUGGCAGCUCUACGGUGCUUAUCUCUGUCUUUGUGUGAAUCCUUAUACCAACGUCUUUUUCAUGUAGUCUGACCAUUGGGAAGCUAGAGGCUGACAGGGAAGAAAGAUUUGCUGUCCAUGGACAGACCCUACAAUGAAGUCCUUAUUGAUUGGCAUGCUACAUUUUGGUCUUGAAUUACCAGCCUUCUAACUAAUCUAUUCAUACUCCUUAAGGAUUUCAGAAGAAAUAGUGAUUUUUUUUUUCAGUUCAUUUCAUUUCUGGCUUUUUGGUUUUCCUGUUUGCAAGACUCCCAAUGGACCUAAUCUCACCACGCCUCCACUCCUAGCUCCCUGACAUGAGGGUCACACGAUUCAGAGGGACACUCCCUUCCAGUCUUGGAGGUCACUAGUUCUGUGGUAUUCCAAAAGAGUAGGAAGACAACAGCCUGCUCUUUCUCACAAACACCUCACAUCAUCACCUGAGAGGACACCCAUAUCCAGAAACCCUGCUUAUAGGUGAAAUUUGCCAGACCGAGUGGGACUUGGUCCUACAAGCCAGCAUCAGGAGACCUACAGGAGACUAAGAAUUCUUUAUUUCAGGGUGUUUAGGAAAGGAAGCUGUUCUUGUCCUAAUCACAGGUUUAACACAGGGUUCAAGUGUUAAAGUAAUCCAGAUCACCAAAUGUAACUCCUCAUCAUACUUAUUUUUCUUAUUCUCGGGCCUUAGCUAAGCUGACGCUAAUAAGCAGACUAUAAGUCAACCCCACUGACGGGCUGAAAUGUGUUUUUCCAGCCAGAGGUUUUGCUAAUGGAUAUACUAAUUUAAUGCUGGUACACUCUUUUGAUGACUAGGAACUACUAGCAAGUUCUGGCUACUAGUGGUUCAUGGCUCCACUAAAGAGGCCAUAAAUAAUAAAAUGGCCUUAGGGACACUGUGUUCCCAAAAGGCCAAUGCCUGAAGAUAAUUGCCCUUUAUACUUGAAUCAGCUUUAUAUAUUCAUGAGUCCUCAACCAACCUGAUCAGGGAUCUAUGGGGCCACCAAGUGGGCCCUCCCCACUGCCGAGGAUCCAUGUGUGUGCAGAUGCGAGCUCAGCCUAGCCCUGGAAGCAAGCACUGCCAGCCAGAGACUGGGAAACAGAAGUAAACUGGAAGAUGAGGACCCCAAUAGAAAUUUGAAGGCUGCAUAGAGACCAUUAGAGUUGAAAAUUAAACCUAUGUAUACUGGCUCCUCCCAGUUUGAUGUUUUGGCUAUUUUUCUGAAUGAUUAUGCCAUGGAGAAUUUUCUGUUGACAAGAGUGGUCAUGGAAGUAAGUGGACCCUUGGUCCCUUGAUUCAACUCUCAUUUCUUAGAAUACUGGUUUUCAUCCUAUGUUUCCAGACCAGCAGCUGCGGCAACAUCUGGGAACUUGUUAAAAAUGAAAUUAUCAGGCCCCAUCUCAGACCUACUGAAUCAGAAACUAAGGAGAGGGCCCAGCCAUUUGUGUUUUAACAAACCCUCUUGGUAAUUCUGAUGCACGCUACAGUGUGAAAGUCACUUUUUUAAAGGGAAAGGCAAGCAGCAGAGUCCCCACACCGAGGGGCUUUAGGACCAAAAAAUAAGGUCCUAGGUUGUAAUUCAGGCUUUUACAUUAAUUUGAAAGUUACCUUUCCCAUGCUUCCUUAUGUUUCUGUUUUUCCUUUUAUUUAACACAGAAAAGGUUCAUGUGCCCUUGGGCAGACGGGAGGGGGAAAGCAGGAAUCUCUUUGAGUUGAACACAAUCUUCAGAGAAAAAUCUCCUGGCUCUGAAAUUUUUACCUGGGAAACGAAUGGGCAGUAGCUGAAGCAAGCAGUUGGAGGUCUCUUCCAGACUGCUCUUCUGCUAGAUUGUGUCUACUCCAAGGCUUUUUCUGAUUAUAUAAUAGGAUGAGAAAAGUCAGAAAAUCUCAUUUGUAUUUCCAUGGCAACUUGUGCUCUUAGCAACAUCCCCUCUCCUUUAGUUGAGUUCUAAAUGGCACUGCUGGGUCUGAGAAACCUGGCCAGAACCUCCUUCCCCGGGGCAGCUGGAGGGCUCCAGUACCCCGAGGAAGACCCCGUCUCCAUGCUCUGCUCCGCUCACAGGACGGGCUGAAGCACAAUGAAGAUGCAGGACAGGGACAACUAAGUCCCUGGGCUCAUCCUUUCCUUUCCCCACGCCAGGCCUAGGGUACAGAAUGACUCAGCCACAGUGACAGAAUAAAAUCCUUUAAAAAAAAAAAAAAUCUGAGAGGAGCUUCUUAUCUUUUCAGAUUCUAGAUGGUGGGGCCAUGGGGUAGAUGAGGCUAUUGACAACUGGUUUUGUUUCAAGUUUGUCAGUUUUCCCUGUGAGGGAGCUUAUGGGUAGAGGACAAAGUAAUGUGCUAGUACUAGGCCUCUUGAAAUCUAGGACCAAGCAUCUGGGGAGGAACUAAGGCUGGAAGAAGACAAGUGUAAAACAGAUUUCACUAAAAUCACCCCUUCGGUCCCCCCGAAGGCCUAUAACGGGCCUUUGGUCAUCUCCUGUGCGAUCUUCCUGCUUCCUUCCCAUUCCUUGGAGACUGAAGAUGUUAGAUAAUAAGCCAAGAGCUCCCAUAUCCCAGCCAGUGUCUGGGCUCCUGCUGUGCAGGAGCCUCCCACUUAAUGACUUUUGUUACUGUUGUUGUUUUUUGUGUGUUGUUUUGUUUUUGUACCAGAACAAUCUUUUUUUUUUAAUGAAUUCCAACCCCUACCAGAUUUCUUUCCUUCCCUCCCCCUCCCACCCCCAUCCUGUUUUAGGCAGCACUGUUUAUGUGAUGGAGACUGUGUUUCUCAAGUGCAUGGCAAUCCUCAGGUGGAAAGUGGGGAGGAAUUUUUGCACCAGGUUUUUGUGUGUUUUUUUUAAUUUAUUGGACAUAAAGCCCCAAACCAGGAUAUGUAUGUACCUGUGUGUUUGUUUUUUCUCAUUUGACCCUCCCCUCUUUCAAUCUACCCCCUUUUAUAUCUAAUGUAGAGAAAGCAAAUUUGAACCUGGAAAGCAAACCGUUGUAUAUAGUUGCGGUAACAAUCAUGAAGAGAGCUGAGCUGUCCCCUCAGUAAUUUGUUUUAAGUAACAAAUUGGUUGAAAAUUAAAUCCAUGCCAGGCCAGCUGAAGAGGCCUUCCUCCAUCACUGCCAGAGGCCCCUCUCAUCUGGGCCCUCUGUUCCAUCAGGCAUGUCUCCUCCCAGCAAGAUUCAUCUGUUUGAUGCCAUUUGCGUUUCAAUAAAGUUAUCUCCUGUAUUGUC